CCCUAUUCAAACCACGCUGAUGAAAUCCACAUCUCCACGUUCUCUUCUCGCCCAGUGAGCAAUUUGCGUGUGAUUUGCAAUAGUUCUCGUCACCCCACAUGUCAGCCUCGCAAUCCUAUUGUACACGACAUUGACACCACUCGUUGACCCGAGCAGUGUCCUACCCAAGCUAAUUAAGCUGUGAGAGAACACACAUGCAGUUGAUCAGUGGUGCUAAACCUGACACCGCUGCCUUCUUCUAUCUCUUUCUUCCGUUCUGUCUCUUUGUUAGUAGGCGAGCCUUUCCUACUAAGCUUGUCGAUCAGUGCCAUGUCAGAGAGCACCACCAUGGCUGGCGCGCCGGCCACGCCGGAAGGCGCCGGGGAUCCAUACGAGCGGCAGCUGAACUACAGCUUCACUGGGCGCGUCGCGCUCACCGUCGUCUUCGUCCUCUUCGGGGUCACCGUCGCCAUCGUCACCAUGCGCGUCCUGCUCUACGUGCUGGUGUACCGGUCUGGCCGAGGCGGAGGCCGCGGCACCGGCGGCCUCGCCGCUGGCAUCUUCCGGUCCAUCAACUCCUUCGGAAGGAUCGGCAGCCGGCGGCACGGGCUGAACGCGUCCGCGCUCUCCGCGCUCCCAGUCACCGUGUACAGGAAGGAGGCCGGGUCCACGAGCGCCGCGGGGGCUGACUGCGCCGUGUGCCUGUCGGAGCUCGUGGACGGAGACACGGUGCGGCAGCUGCCCAACUGCGGGCACGUAUUCCACGUAGAGUGCGUCGACGCGUGGCUGCGCACCAGGACGUCGUGCCCUCUCUGCCGGGCAGAGGCGGAGCAGUCCCAGGGCAAGGCGGAGGCGGCUGCGCAGUCGUCGUCGGAGCCGCCGCAACCGACGUUCCUUGGUGUAGGAGGAACCUUGACAGUGACCGUACAAGGUGAUACCCAGAGAGACGUGUGCGAAAACAUCGGCGGCAGGUAGUCAAUCGGCAUCUCCCUUUACCUAAGCUAUACUGUAUAAUCCAGCCUCGAGGGGGACCGGGAACAAGUGUACAGUGUGACAUAUGUAUAUACAGUACUACAGUAUAGGUUAGGCUCGGGAUGUAUUUAAGACUGUGAUUAUCCUUACCCGUAAAAUAAAUAAAUAAGAGACUGUGAUUUCUGUUAA
Messenger RNA from Hordeum vulgare subsp. vulgare (domesticated barley), 1140 nucleotides. Its product is annotated as RING-H2 finger protein ATL74-like. The transcript has a single exon. The coding region runs from base 310 to 954 and encodes 214 amino acids. Lineage: Eukaryota; Viridiplantae; Streptophyta; Magnoliopsida; Poales; Poaceae. The record is from RefSeq and is a predicted model, not a curated record.